Molecule: messenger RNA, 387 nt
Organism: Plasmodium yoelii
Lineage: Eukaryota; Apicomplexa; Aconoidasida; Haemosporida; Plasmodiidae
Product: ubiquitin-60S ribosomal protein L40, putative
Exons: 2
Coding region: 1-387 (128 amino acids)
Biological process (GO): protein ubiquitination; modification-dependent protein catabolic process; translation
Cellular component (GO): cytoplasm; ribosome; nucleus
Molecular function (GO): structural constituent of ribosome; protein tag activity; ubiquitin protein ligase binding
Source: RefSeq, a predicted model, not a curated record
AUGCAAAUCUUUGUAAAAACAUUAACCGGAAAAACAAUCACUCUUGAUGUUGAACCAUCUGACACUAUUGAAAAUGUUAAAGCUAAAAUUCAAGAUAAAGAAGGAAUUCCUCCUGAUCAACAAAGAUUAAUUUUUGCUGGAAAACAGUUAGAAGAUGGCAGAACAUUAUCUGACUAUAAUAUUCAAAAAGAGUCAACCUUACAUUUGGUUUUAAGACUUAGAGGAGGAGCCAUCGAACCAUCAUUAGCUCAAUUAGCACAAAAAUAUAAUUGCCAAAAAUUAAUUUGCAGAAAAUGCUAUGCUCGUUUACAUCCAAGAGCUACAAAUUGCCGAAAUAAAAAAUGUGGAAGAACAAAUCAAUUAAGACCAAAAAAGAAACUCAAAUGA